UAACGACGGAGGAUAUUGUAGUGUGGGUGUUAUGAUGUUUAUCGUUACACACAGAGGGAGGAUACCGAUAACAAUGACAACAAUCAGUAUUGUCACCGCCAACUAAAUAUAAACAUAUUAAUUUAUAAACACUUCUAUGUUACAUUAGGUUGGAUUGUGCUUCUGAACGGAUCUAGCAGAUUUAUGAUUCGUUUGAGGUUGCGGAGAGCGUGUUUGCGUUGUUUGAGUGGUUGUAUGAUGACUCGCCAAGGCUAAAGAGAACUCCGUGACUCCCAACAGACUAAUUGAUCUGACGGUAAUCAGUCAGGUUUCAUACUCAGGAGCCACUCAGGACCAGGACAAUACGGCUACCUGAUGAAGUAAUAUUUCUCUUCUAGAUUUCGGACAAUUCCUUUCUAACCAAAGACACAUACCGUUUAUUGGUACCUUUUUCCUAACGGAAAUGCUGGCCUGUAUCAUUUCUGAAGAGUAUCGAUUUAUACCUGGUAUCAUAUUGUGCAAUUAGUUUUAAGUCUAGUUAUUGUAGCCCUCGUGUAACCGAUAUGUGUAUUCCUUAGAAACAAGAUGAGAACUUUGUUGAAGUUAACGUUACCAGGUUUACUUCAUUAUGCAAUUCUUUACUGCGAUUUUCUCGGCAGAGCAACUUUGCCAACCAGCAAAUGACCGUUACAUUCGUUAUGAAAGACGUUCAGCGAAGUCUUAGAAAAGCAGUUUUGUCAUAUGGAAUAUGACAGUUAAAUCACAACAUUUUCAAACUUUUGGAAAAAGUACCACAACAAUGAUGGCAUAUUUAAUCGGGUACGAGGUAUUCAUCAUUAUUUUUUCUGUAAUAGCGCAGCCUACUCAUGGAAUAUUGUGGGCAAACGUGAGUGGUGACGUCUUUUUGGGUGGCUUAUUUCCAAUUCACAGAGCAACAGACAACGGCCGGUGUGGGGGUAUCCACGAACAGGAUGGCAUUCAAACUCUGGAAACAGCCGUCUGGACCUUAAAACAAAUAAACGACAAAUCUCAAAAUCUCAAAAUAGGCCUUGUUAGUAUGGAUACAUGUGAAACGGAUACGGUCGCCUUGGAGAACGCGUUAGAAUUCGUCAGCAUGGACGGAGUAACUUUUGAUUUAGAUCCGGCUGAAGAUGGAUAUGUUUGUCGUGAUGGAAGCAUCCCAUACCGGAACUCCACUACUGGUCCAGUGCGUAUGGGCAACAGGGCGGUCGGGGUAGUUGGUGCAGCGUUUAGUCAAGUUUCUAUAGCCGUUGCAAGCUUCUUGCGACUUUUCAAAGUACCACAGAUAAGCUAUUGGUCAACUAGUCCAGAACUAAGUGACAAGGGUCGCUUUUCCUUCUUCAAGAGAACUGUUCCCUCUGAUGCCUUCCAGGCCCGAGUAAUCGUUAACAUUCUCACCCAACUGGAGUGGUGGUAUGUCGUAGCUGUUUACGAACAGACGACCUACGGCGCAAAUCUGUACUUUGAGAUGAAACGUUUGGCUGAGGAAGAAGGCAUCUGUUUUGGUUUAACAGAAGAAAUAAAACUUUCAAAAGUUGGGCUUGAUGACGAACUAGAAACGAUAGCACACAGGAUUUCGGAUGCCAAAAACACACACGGUAAAGUUGUCGUCAUACUCAUCACUCACUACGGCCUUGCCAAGUCGCUGUUCCAGGCGGUUGACCGGAAGUCAUUGGGAGACAAGGUUCGCUGGAUAGGUGUUGACGCAUGGGCAGGGCGACAAUUUGACGAGACCAUACAACAGGUGGUGAGCGGGGCCAUAGCUGUACAACCCUUGGCCAGGAAGUUGAAGGGUUUCGAUGAAUACUUUACCAGCCUGACUCCGGCAACGAACACAUGGAAUCCGUGGUUCCAGGAAUACUGGGAGUUCCAUUUCAACUGUAAACUCUCGGAUAAAUCCACAAGUCCGUGUACGGGCAAGGAACAACUCAGUGCUGCUAACGGAUAUGAACAGCUCCAGUCCCUUUACUACGUACAGGACGCCGUCACAGCCUUUGCUGACGCCCUGCAUAAAAUCCACCAAGACGCAUGUGGACUCUACUACCGUGGAAUCUGCCCUAACAUGGCCACCAAACUGACCGGAGAGACGCUACUGACGGCCCUGGAUAACAUAGAGUUCAUAGAUCCGUUGGGGUUUCCGUUCCAAUUUAUCAACGGUACUGACGGACCUCCACGCUACAGCAUUAUGAUGUACAGAAAGAACGGCGACAAGUUCCAGUGGCAGGAAAUCGGAAACUUCACCGACUCUGAUGGUCUGUACCGGUUUGACAUCGAGAAGCUGCCAUACAACGUGUCUGUCUGUUCAUCCGUCUGUGACACUGGUGAGGAACGACGUGUUACGGCCAGUCGGCCAUGUUGCUGGUACUGCAAACAAUGUACAAAGGACCAAUACGUGUCAGACGAAUUCACUUGUGAAACAUGUCCACAAAGCUCCACACCAAACAACUUACGUAAUGCUUGCCAUCCACUUCCUCUAGAGUUCGUUUCCUUUGGCGAUCCCGUCGCAAUAUUUGCUUGUGUGUUUUCUAGCGUAGGAAUAUUGUUGUGUUUGUUCGUGCUUGUGAUCUAUAUCCGGUUCCGGUCAACGCCUAUUGUAAAAGCUUCUGGUAUAGAGCUCAGCUUUGUCUUGCUAGCGGGAAUUGUAUUAUCCUAUGGAGCAACGUUUAUGUUUAUGGCUAAACCUUCACCAGUCAUCUGCGGCUUCAGACGUACCUUAUUAGGAGUUUGUUAUACGGUCUGCUAUGCUACCAUUUUGACGAAGACUAAUAGAAUAUACAGAAUAUUUUCUAUGAAAGAAAAUGCUAAAAUUCUAAGAAUGAAACGAUUUACCAGCUCCAAGUCGUCUCUGGUGAUAACGAUACUUCUUUGUGCUAUAGAGUUAGUGGCAAUAGUUGUGUGGUUGAUAUUCGAUCCGCCAAAAGCUGUACAAAUGGACUACAAAACUGGUGACGCAAUCCGUAAUGUUUUAGUUUGUCAUGAUAGUAUGGACUUUUCCUACAUCGGAGUGUUAAUAUAUCCUUUUAUACUUAUGAUCAUAUGUAUUGUUUACGCUGUGAAGACAAGAAAGACUCCAGAUGGAUUCAACGAAACUAAGUUUAUAACAUUUUGUUCAACUUCGACAUUUAUUAUAUGGGUAGCAUUUAUCCCUACGUAUUUUGCUACGAGCAACUCUUCCUUAAGAGUAGCCUCGUUGACCAUGUCACUGUUAGUGAAUGCCACUGUAAUAUUGACCCUUCUAUUCUUGAGGAAAAUCUACAUCGUGUUAUUUAGACCAAUGAAAAACACACGUGAGAAAGUUAUGAGUCGUGCGUCACUAAGUCAUGACCUCGGAGACAGCAACUGCAGCAACGUUCAACCACGACCAGCCUCAACGUAUUCUAUCAGCAGACAGGACGUCAAAGAGACUGUAAGGAAGGUUAACGGGAUAAAGGCCGAAGUGGUGCGUAUGGACUCGGAAGGAUUCUCUGUCCCAUCCCCCGGUAUUGGCAGUCUCGGAAUGAGUCUUAGCGGCUCGCAGAUGCUCUUGGAUAUCACAGGAAAUGUCCACGAAAAUAACGAAAACUCUUCCCGUCAGGCAAUACACGUUCUCGACGGUAAUGUAGAAAAUGGUCAUAGCACUAGUCCAGCUGUGACUAAAAAGGGGAGGUCACUCAAAGUGAUCCUCCCCGAGAUCAAACUGAACGACAUCCCUUUGUCUACGUGAAUGUUUGUAGCUGUAUAUACAUUGUAAUUUUGAUAUCUUCAUUUAUAUAUAUCAUAGGAUUGUAUUUUUAACAUAACAAUGGCUCAGGGGAAAAGCCAGGCGUCUGAUUCUUAGCCAAGAAAGCAGGAUCGGUGACCAAAGCUAGUAGUUGAACCAAUGCAAUAAUCCAUAUAAUCCAACAUUGCCGGUAAGGUUAAUAAAUAUCUCAAACAGUAUCAUCUAGAUUUGAAUUCUUUCCGGUUUAAGUCUGUCAGGACACCCUAAGUGAAUCUUAUUGUUUCUGAACCAAACAUAAUUGAAUGUUGCGGCAUACAAUUGUUAAUUAGCUGGACAUUUAUUAACUUCAACUAAAAGUAUAUAUGGUUGAUUGGUUCAAAUGUCAUUGCACGCUUCUCUCAUGACUUAAGUAAAUAUUAUAAUGCCAUAGAUUCAUGAAAUAAUCUAUGAUGGGUACAACUGACUUACGAUCGUUAUAACUUUGACUUUUGAUUUAUAAAAUAGAUGCAUGUACAAGUAAACAAAUAACAACGAAACGCUUCCCGCAUGGUCCUGUUGUGCAAAUCAUUUUAUUGCAAAUGAAGAUUGAAUUUACAUUGGAUAUCGUAUAUAAUCUGUUGUGAUAUAAAACAAUGAGCAAUUUUA
Mizuhopecten yessoensis (Yesso scallop) is the source of this 4345-nucleotide messenger RNA. RefSeq names its product metabotropic glutamate receptor 6-like. Gene Ontology annotation, molecular function: adenylate cyclase inhibiting G protein-coupled glutamate receptor activity. Gene Ontology annotation, biological process: G protein-coupled receptor signaling pathway. Gene Ontology annotation, cellular component: membrane. The coding region runs from base 728 to 3703 and encodes 991 amino acids. The record is from RefSeq and is a predicted model, not a curated record. NCBI's taxonomy places the organism in Eukaryota, Metazoa, Mollusca, Bivalvia, Pectinida, Pectinidae. The transcript is spliced from 11 exons.